Messenger RNA from Podospora pseudocomata, 1146 nucleotides. RefSeq lists its product as uncharacterized. Bases 1 to 1146 code for a protein of 381 amino acids. The record is from RefSeq and is a predicted model, not a curated record. Lineage: Eukaryota; Fungi; Ascomycota; Sordariomycetes; Sordariales; Podosporaceae. Gene Ontology annotation, cellular component: cytoplasm. The transcript has a single exon.
AUGGGCGACCUACACCCUUCCACCACCCCCAACGGUGACAAUGAACAAAAACCAAUCCCCAUCACCAUCCUCACCGGCUUUUUGGGAGCAGGCAAAACAACCCUCAUCCUCAACCUCCUCCCCCAACUGCGGGCCCUGAAUCCAAACUACACUUUGGCGCUCCUAAAAAACGAGUUUGGCGACCUCGCAGUCGACAGCCAGCUUGCCUCGUCUUCUUCCAUCUCCUCGGUUAAGGAACUGCUGAACGGGUGUAUCUGUUGUAACUUGGUAGGCAGCUUAUCCUCUGCCUUGAAAGAAAUGAGGGAAACGGCGAGACCGGACAGGGUCAUCAUCGAGACGAGCGGGAGUGCGUUCCCUGCCACGUUGGCUAUGGAGGUUAAUAGACUGGUGAGGGAGACGGGGGGUAGGGAGUGGGUGUUGGAUGGGGUGGUUAGCGUGAUUGAUGUUGAGAAUUGGGGGGGGUAUGAGGAUGUUAGCUUCACGGCUAGGCUGCAGGCUAGGUAUACUGAUUUGGUGGUGUUGAACAAGUGGGAGGGUGUUGGGGAGAGGAGGGUGGAGGAGGUGGUGGAUCGGUUGGGGGAUUUGGAGGUUGAGACUGCUAGGGUGAGGAGUGAUAGGGGGAGGGUCGAGGUUGGGGUUUUGCUGGGGUUGGAUUCGAGUCUCGCUGCUGGACUGGUGGAAGGGGAGGGGGGAAAUGGGGAGGGGGGGCACGAACAUGAUCAUGGGCAUCGGAAUGAGGUGGAGGUUCUUAGUGUUGAGUUGAAGGGGACGCAAAAAGGAAAAGGGGUGGAUGCGGGAAAGCUGAUGGGGUUGCUUGGGAAGGCGCCGAAGGAUGAGGUUUAUAGGAUUAAGGCUGUGCUGACUGUGGGUGGGGAGGGGGAGGUGAAGAAUUCGGAUGAGGAUGUUCCUGUGACCAAGAGCCAGAGCGGGAGGUACAUUCUGAAUUGGGCGUUUGGGAGGUGGACGUUUACGGCUAUGGGGGGAGGGGUGAAGGAGCACGAGAGUAGCGAGGAGUCGGUGUUGAGGAUGACGGUUGUGUUGGCGAGGUAUGAGAGCACAAAGUGGAAGAGGAAGUUGGAGGCGGGUGGGUUGCUGGAGUUGGAGGGGGAUGAGAGGGGGGAGUUGGUGGUGAGGAAGAUUAAUUAG